Messenger RNA from Sinocyclocheilus rhinocerous, 1182 nucleotides. Its product is annotated as glycosylated lysosomal membrane protein-like. Bases 71 to 1126 code for a protein of 351 amino acids. The transcript has 5 exons. The record is from RefSeq and is a predicted model, not a curated record. Gene Ontology annotation, cellular component: lysosome. Lineage: Eukaryota; Metazoa; Chordata; Actinopteri; Cypriniformes; Cyprinidae.
GAUCUGAAACUACAACAACUGCAGAAAUGUCACUUCUUCAUUUCGCGUUAAUAUGUUCAUAGUUUAAAACAUGUGGGCGUUUAAAGCGAAUUUGGUAUUUUCUGUGCUGUUUGUCGUGUUUGGUGCUGCGCUUGGAUUCCUGGGAAAUGGAGAUACAUUUCGGCGGAAGGUGUCUCUAGAGCUGAAUCCCGGUCUGACUCCUCCGUGGGUUCUACCUCCUGGUGUGGGUCUGGUUCAUGUGCGAGGGCUGGGGCUCAAUGACACGCUGCACUUCUUGCUGUGUAAUCAUGGAGCUCCAGCUCUGCUGAUGGUUCACACGAACAGCACACAGUCAGCAGUGCAGGUGGACUGGCCUGUGUUUAUCAACCGCAGUUCAUCAGGCAGCCUGAAGGUGGAGCCGCAGAGCAGUGUGCAGUACAGCAGCGCACUAGUGUUCACCAGAGUGUGGGAGUAUGAUGAUGUUAAUAACACCGCCGACCCACAGCAGACCGCAGAAUCCAGCUUUUACCCUCCAUACGAGCUCCAGAACUUCAUCUGGUCCGACCCAAAGAUCACUGUUAACCAGACAGGUCACACAGUAACACUGUGCGGCAGAGAGAAAACGGAGAGUUUCCUCAACGGCUCCCUCUGUCUGCAGUUCUCAGCGUUUGAGUCAGUGGGUCGUGAUAAAGCCUGGCCGAGUCUCCGUCAUAACGCCAACUCCUCGCAGCUGCGCGUGUGGCUGGAAGGCGUGACGCCGCGAGGAAACCGCUCCAGAUUCGCUCUGGAGUUUCAGUCCGUAGGCGACUCUGGAUUCCAGGGACGAGUGGAUGUCCACAGCUCCAUAGACGAUGAGUACACACCCUCCAUCUUCAAGGUGUCUCAGUGGGUGUCGUUUCCGGUGAACAGCAGCGGUGUGUGGGGUUAUAAUCAGUGGAAGCCCGUGGCGUAUCGUAAAGCCGAGCCGGUGUUUGAGGACGCCACACCUUGCAAACACUCCCAGCUCGUGUCCAUGAAGCGCAUCCCUCAGUCCGGUCUGGUUCAGGCGUAUUUCACAGAGGAUCUUCAGACGUACGGCCUGAACAUCAGCUUCGGCAUCAAUAAAGACCCAGUGUUUUACAGUGACACCAAAUACAUCAGCUGGUGAGUGUGAUGAGCAAUAGAGACUGAACUGAGAACAAUCAAUAAAGCGAGGCUAUGAGG